Molecule: messenger RNA, 774 nt
Organism: Habropoda laboriosa
Lineage: Eukaryota; Metazoa; Arthropoda; Insecta; Hymenoptera; Apidae
Exons: 4
Coding region: 1-774 (257 amino acids)
Source: RefSeq, a predicted model, not a curated record
AUGUCGGAAUUUAAAGCUUUACAAAAUGCUCUUAUAAGUUUAAGUGAAAGUGUCGACGAUUUUUCUGUCGGAGCUGUUUCGUUAGAUGAUUUCAAGCCUAUUGAAGAAAAAAUUAGAGACAAGCGAAAAGCAUUGAAACGUCUGAAUUCUAGGAUAUUAAUGCUUAAAGCACAAAAUGAAUACCAAACAACAAGUGAAGAAGCAAAGGAAGAUGUAAAAACAACUGUAGAAAAUUUACAUGAAGCAACUGCAAAUUCUCUUAUAAAUGAUGCAGCAAUUAAAUUGUGCCUUCAUUCUUACACUAUAGAAGCUAUUUUAGAAGGCAAACAGGGUGAUUAUGAUAUGCAAAAGAAAAUUUUUGCCUGCAUGCGUAAAUUAUAUUAUUUUAAUGACAAAGUUUUAUCAUUGGCAAAUAAAAUAGAAGAUGCAGUAAAGGAACAACUGGAAUUAAAAAUUCAAUGUCAAAAAGCACUAUUUGAUUAUCAAAUCUUUUUAAAGGAGCAAGAGAAGAUACGUAGCAAAAAAUUAGAAGAAAUGAAUCCUACGGUAGCAAGAAAUAAAGCAAAAAUGAACAGAUAUAUAGAAAGGAUAAAUAUAGUUAAAAAACUCAUUACAAAUUUUAUUGCUACUUCCCAUCAUAUGCUAUCAGAGGAACCAGAUCUAGUAAAAAUGUUAGAAAAUCAUAGAGAGACCUUGAAUAUGGAAACAAUAUUAAAACAGUUUAAAGAUACUGUAGAAGCUAGAGAGCAACAUGAAAAUAACGAAACUGAAUGA